UGCUCUUUCAAAAUGUCACUAACCUUCGUGAUGAUUGGCAACCAUCAUGGAGGUUCGGGUUGCUACAAAUGUUCAUGUCUGCUUCCUUUCGCAAGUCAGCUACGAUUGUAUUCAAUCUACUCUUCUUCCAUGAUCGAUAUAUCAGAGCAGUUUAUAGCACGCAUGGUGCAUGGGGUGCAUGGAGUGGCAUGGAGUGCAUGGAGCACCUGCGCCAUUCCCACGCAUGGGGUGCAUGGGGUGGCCGCGUGUCACGCAUGGAGUGCAUGGAGCACGAGGUGGCGCGCUAGCCUCUGCCAUCAGCCGCUCCCCCCUGUCGAUCGAUGGAGCAGCGGCGCAACGCAAAAGCGGCCCAGGACUGAGAGGCCCUCCCCCCUCGCCUGUCCGCUUUCUAUGGUUGCGGACCCAGUAGGGGACGCCACUGUGAGCCUCGGGCCGUUCCCGCUUGAGAGUCCGGCCUUCGACGAGCCCCCCCGGCCUCCGGUUCUGCGGGGUACAUGCAGGAAAGGCGCCUCUUCAGCCCGGCAGACCCCGCCAAAAGGGGUCCCGCCGGGGCUGAGAGGUUCCCCCCUCGCCUUCCUAGGUCGGGGAUGGGUAUUGCGCCCUGGUUGAGCCCUGGGACACACAUACACAGCCCCCCUCUUCAACUUUUUGCAUGGGUCAGCCCCGUGCGGUUGCCUAGAGCGGUGCAGCAGUAGCAGGGCCUGCCCCGGAAGAGGAGUGAACCCCCCGAGGAUGCGACUUGCUGGGCCCUUUGCCGAAAUUUCCGGGCACCAAAGUACCUGGCAACGACCACCAGGGGCAGCAAUGUGUGUCAGGGCGCCUAGACCUAUGUAGCAGCAAGCCCGGACUGCCGGCCAGUGUGGGCGUGGUGCUUCGUCCUCGGGUCGACCGCUUCGCCGUCUCAUCGUUGCAGUACAGGGCUGCAGCGGACGAGCCUCGGGCAAAGGGGUGCCCGAAGGGCACCCCGCAAAAUUUUCACGCAUGGGGUGCAUGGAGUAGAAGUGGGGGCUGGCAAGAUUCUUGCCACUCCAUGCUACUCCAUGUGAUCCAUGCACUCCAUGCCAUGCGCGCCACAAAAGCUUAUAAACUAUUCUGAUAUAUUAUUGACUCAGAUGACUGAAUAACACCUCUUACGGCAUACAAUACACAGGCACACGAUCUUCACUCAAUGUCAUGAAGCCCUCUGCACACAAUCCGCUUGACGUUCCUCGCACAUAUGGGGCCUGUACAGACACGACUCUAUACAACUGCCUCUACCAUCAUGCUACUUGCGUAAAUGUUUGGCGCCAAGAACCAAGCGGACGUUGAUGACUACCUCCAAAAAUCAAUUGUGACUGAAAAAAAACAGUAUGUCUUUCAGAGGAUACCACGGUGAACCAGCGAUGAUUGGUAUACACACGACGAAAACAGGUACUCUUCAUGCACUCUUCUACUUCUU
Messenger RNA from Amoebophrya sp. A25, 1438 nucleotides. NCBI's taxonomy places the organism in Eukaryota, Dinophyceae, Syndiniales, Amoebophryaceae. The record is from the annotation of a GenBank genome assembly.